Molecule: messenger RNA, 3592 nt
Organism: Acanthochromis polyacanthus (spiny chromis)
Lineage: Eukaryota; Metazoa; Chordata; Actinopteri; Pomacentridae
Exons: 10
Coding region: 582-3116 (844 amino acids)
Source: RefSeq, a predicted model, not a curated record
CUAUUUUGUGACAGACAAGGAAGGAAGUGAUAUUAUUUUAUCUCCAGUUACAUUAUCUCCUUGUAUUAGUUUUAGACUUACGUCAGACUUAUUUAUUUUGUCGCGAUGUCGUGAUUUUGUCACGUGCUAAGUAGCAAGCCAAUUGGAAAAGUGACGUUUAACAAAACAUUAAAAUGAUGCCAUUCCUUUUAGCAUUAGAAUAAUUCUAAAUAUUCAGAGUAAUCUAAUGGAAUGAUCAUGUUUAAUUUAUGAAUUAUUGCGUUAGACAUUAAAUAGAACUUAUUGCUUUUGUUUGUGGCUGUUGAUAUACAUUUAAAUCUGAUCAGUUGUAUUGGGCCAGUCUGGACUAAAAAUGCCAAUCCGGCUCCAGCUGCCAUGUUACCAGACGGUGAACCGUUCUUUCCUGUCGAGACAUCUGUUCGCAUCCAUGACAUGACAUGACAUGACAUGAAUCAACAUUUGUUGCUGAGAGACACAUUACCAUACUUCUGGAUGGCGAUACACCAACCACAACAAAAUCAAAAUGCAGCAGCAGUGAACAUUUCCACUGUCCUUUCUGCAAAUAUGAGGCAGCUAAACAUAUGGUGGAGAACCAUAUAAAAGGACAUUCCUCAGUAAAACACAGAGAAUUCACAAUUAUUAAGUGUGGCUUAAGUUGUCGGACAGCUGCACAUUUUCAUUGCUGCUAUUGUGCUGCAACAAUUAUUAAUAGAGCACAGUUUCUAAGACACGUAGAAAUACACCAAGAGGAGGAGCAUGCUGCAGCCCCCAAAGAACAAACAAAGACCCUCGCAGUGCCUCCUGUACAGCUUCCUGUGGCGUCCGCACAUCUCCCUGUGGCCCCCACUCAGCUCCCUGUGGCCCCCGCACAUCUCCCUGUGGCCCCCGCACAUCUCCCUGUGGCCCCCGCACAGCUCCCUGUGGCCCCCACUCAGCUCCCUGUGGCUCCUGCACAGCUCCCUGUGGCCCCCACUCAGCUCCCUGUGGCCCCCACUCAGCUCCCUGUGGCCCCCACUCAGCUCCCAUUGGCCCCCACUCAGCUCCCUGUGGCUCACGCACAGCAUCCGGAUACCCCUAAAGCAUCUAGUCACACAAUGUAUGGAAAACACAAGAAAGUCACUUGUCCUCACUGCAACAUGAUGUUGAGCAAGAAAAACUUCAAAACACACUGCAAAAGAAAGCAUACCCACCACUUUGAGACAGUGUUGAAGGACAGAUUUUUGGCCUCUCAAUGUGUUGAUGUCAAAAAUGGUGUGUUUGGAGUUGAAAAAUCUUUUUGUGGUCCAGCAAGUGAGGACAGUGUGGAGGACAGUUAUCCACCAGAUGACAGAAGUGUUGCAAGGAUGCUGAAUUACCUCCUCACAAAUAAAAAGCUCCCUGCAGAUCUGCCCCAAGCUCUCAUGGAGCAGUCAAGAGAGGGAAGAGCAAAGGACAGCUUUCCAAAGCACCUUAUCCCUAAAGAAACAAAGUGUGUAGAAUGUGAAUACACAAUGUAUGAACAACAACUCAUAACAUCAAAAGCCAAGAUCCUGACAAGCACGGGUGUAGUUGAAGGAAUAUCAACGUACAGGAAGUCAUGCCUGAACUGUGGCAUGAUCUACAGAUACCAGGAGUGGGAGGAUGGUGUCCACAACUUUGACGACCACAUAAUCUUGUCUCUGCAUUUGUGCCUGAUGGUUAGGAAUGCAUUACAGACGCAUACAGCUAUCAGCAAAGUGAUAGAAAUAAUUGAAACAACGGAGAACGUGUCCUUUCCGAACAAGGAGAGGGUUCUCCAAGCCUACCUUCAUUUUGAGGCCCUUACAAACCAUAACUACAGUUACAAUUGUGUGUCAUGUGGCUAUAGCCCAGCGGUUGUUGUGAUGGAUCUUCACAAGAAAGGCGUUUUCAAUUUGCCAGUGAGUGAGAUCCAAAGCCUGCCUGAUGAUUAUGAUGGCCAUGUGGAUAUAGCAAAUUUCUGGGAUGCUGUGGCUGUGGAAAUGAUUAGUCGUGGUUUAAUUCCAUGUGGUCGAAAGAACCCUUUUGUUGUGCCCCCCAGUUAUCAUCACUGGGCCCCAUGGAUUGGCCCACACACCCGAAGAUCAAAUUCAGUUUUAAACACUGAAUUUGAGAAAAUGCAAGCUCCAAAAACACCAAACAGUAGGGAUGAUGAUGAUGAAAUGAUUAAUGAAGAGCGGCUCACAGAUGAGCUUGUGAACUUGAAGGUAGAGGAGAUCAGAGCACUCUGUAAAAACUGUGGUGUGGAUGACAAAGGCUCCAAAGUGGAUCUUGUCAUGCGACUUUGGGAAAAAAUGUCAAAUAGAGUCACCUACAACAAGGUGUUUGAGAAAGUGUGGGCUGCCUCUGGUGGUUGGGCUGUAAUCACCUGUCCGUGUGGGGUUGUGUAUUCACUGAAGUUCAACCUCAGAGCAGAGAGUCCACGUGACUUUGUGGAUCUCUUGUUAUCGUGGAAAGACUUUCCCAAUGUUUCAGUGUAUGGUUAUGCCAGAGGGCUGGCAUUGCAUGCGAACCGCAGGCAGCCAGGAAUCUUUGCCCCUUUUCAAGGAAGGUUACUGGAUCCCACCCCAGACAACAUAAAGCAUGCCUCAGAGAGCAAGGUUCAUGUCAACUUGCCAUGGCUGAAAAACUCUAAGAUGCCAGCUGAUGAAAAUGGUCACCCUCUCACUGGGUCCUCGCAGCAUUUUGCUUUAAACGAUGUGUUCCACCAAGGCAACAGCAAAGACCAGAGGGAGGUUCUGAGAAAGCUGGAGCUUGUGCCUGAACUUGCUGGUCUUAUAAACAGCCAGUGUGUGGAGCAGCUGUUUUCUGGGAUGAGAAAGAACAAUUACUUUUUAAAUAUGACAACCCCAUCCACACAAAUAUUUCUACAAAGAAACAUACUUCAUCAUUAUAACAUGGCAAAGAACAAAAGAGUCCGAGAGCAGUAUAGCAAGAUUGUUCCUUCAGAUGUUGAAAUGCAAUGGGACAUCCACGGAAGGCUAGUCUUAGCUGGAAUGCCAACAGGGUCAUCUGACAACAGCGAAGACCAAGAAGAAUGUCAAGAGUGUGAGUUGUUUUGUUGUGCAUUUUCUGUUUUCCAGACAUAUUGCUUUAAGUUUUCUGUCUUGACGCUUUGAUGUCUUCCUUGGUCUUCCAGUAUGCUUUGCCUUUAACAACCUUCCCAUGUUGUUUGUACUUUGUCCAGAUUUUAGACACAGCUGACUGUGAACAACCAACAUCUUUUGCAACGUUUCGUGAUGAUUGACCCUCUUUGAGAAGUUUGAUAAUCCUCUCCUUUGUUUCAAUGGUCAUCUCUCAUGUUGCAGCCAUGAUUCAUGUCAGUCCACUUGGUGCAACAGCUCUCCAAGGUGUGAUCACUCCUUUUAAACCGCAGACUAACGAGCAGAUUUAAUCUGAUGUGGGUGCUAGUUUUGGGAAUGAGAAUUUAUGAGGUGAUUCCAUAAUUUUUUCCUCAGAAUUAAGUGAUUCCACAUUUUUUUCCCUGUGUUUGGUCUAAAAAAGUAAUUGUUACUGACUACCACAAUUUUCCUCUUGAUAUCUUUUAGUGUUUCUUACAGCCAAAAAGUUGCAAAAUAAAAUGACUUUAGUUUUU